AUGGAUGUCGACAAAAUGUUUAAACUCCCUUCUUUGCCCGCUUCAGCGGGUCAAAAGAGGAAGAUGCCUGAUGCUCCCACUCCUGAAAUGCUCAAGAAGUAUAAACCAGCUGAAGCUGAACCAUCUCCCGAACCUCAACCUCUUCCUACGAAUGGAAAGGGGAAAGGUAAAGCUGCAACUGUUGAAGAGGAUGACGACGAAUAUGGCAACGAGGCCGACAGAGACAUAUACGAUGGAAAUGAGGAUGAUGAAGGAAGAUUCUUUGGUGGAGGCUUGAAUAAUGAACAACAACAAAUCCUUGAUAUCUUUGAUCAAGCGGGAGAUGAAGAAGAUGGACCUACACUUGAUUUACCCGGACUCAGAAGACAAUUAGGGAAAUUCGAAAGGAUAGUGACUAAGAAUGCUGAAAUGAGAGGAAAGUUUCCUGAUGAUCCUUCAAAAUUUAUCAAUUCCGAAUCAGAUUUAGAUGAAGCAUUAAAACAAUUCUUACCAUUAACACAAAAUCCCCCACUGUAUUUUCCUGAAUUAGUUAAAUCUGGUGUCGUCGCCUUACUUACUAAUUUGCUGUCACAUGAGAAUACGGAUAUAGCAGUUGACGUCGUUGAAGUGAUAAGAGAAUUGACGGAUGAAGAUGUCGGUGCUGAAGUUGAUGAUCUAGAAGAAGAAGAAGAUGAAAACGAAGCUGGUGGAAGUGGGAAAGCAUAUAGAACAAGAUUAGCCAUGGGGGAAUUCAUCGAUGAGUCGCUCAAUAAUUCUCUUCUGGAUUUAUUGGUUUCAAAUUUAUCAAGAUUGGAUGAAGAUGAAGAAACUGAUUCUCAAGGUGUUUUCCAAAUUCUCGGUGUCUUUGAAAAUUUACUUUCUUUCAUGCCUCCGUUAUCGGAACAAAUAGUUUCCGAAACGAAUCUCUUGCCUUGGUUAUUGAAGAGGAUACAAAAGAAAGAAUACGAAUCAAACAAGCAAUACGCAAGUGAAAUUCUCGCUAUCCUCUUACAAGAUAACAGAGAUAUUAUCCUCAAGUUGGGAGAAUUGGAUGGAAUGGAUACGCUACUACAAGCACUUUCACAAUACCGUAAGAAAGAUCCUGGAGAUAGUGAAGAGAUUGAAUAUAUGGAAAAUAUCUUUGAUGUCCUUUGCUCUGUAUUGAGUCAACCCGAAAUGAAGAAGGCUUUCGUGGAUAGCGAAGGUGUCGAAUUGAUGGUCUUGAUGAUGAAGGAGAAACUGCUCGCAAAGACUAGAGCCAUCAAAGUGCUCGAUUAUGCAUUACAAACGGAAGAUGGGUCGGAAGGAUGUGAAAAGUUCGUACAAGCUCUGGGCUUGAAGACCUUCUUCACCGCAUUCAUGGGCAAGGGCGAAGGCAAGAAGAAGAAGCUUAAUGCCACCUCAUCUUUCGAAGAUGAAGAGCAUUUGUUGGGAAUACUAGUUUCAUUGUUCACGAAUCUGGGCUCAGAUACACCGGAAAGAAUACGACUGAUUGCUAAAUUCGUUGAAAGCGGAUAUGAGAAAGUGGACAGGCUACUAGAGAUGCGUGAAGUUGCCGAAGGGAAAUUGAAGGGUGUUGAAAAAGAUAUUAUUAUGGAGAGGAGGGUGAUGGAAUCUAACAAAGAAGAAAUAACGGAAAUCGAGGAAAGUGAAUGGUAUUUACGUAGAAUGGAUGCUGGUUUAUCAUCACUACAAAAUGCAGAUUACAUUCUCGCGUGGGUGUGUAUGGAGGAUGAUGGGGCAAUGACUCAUGCUCGAUUAUUGCUUUCACGAAAAGACCAAUCGUUCAAGAAUGUCAUUGCUGUUCUCACAGAAUUUAAAGAUAAUGUUGGAGACGAUGAAGAGGAAGAUGAAGAACCUAAUGUGCAGAAGAUGAUUUUGGAGCAGUUGAUAGCCUUUGUCGAAGGAUUGGAUUAA
This is a messenger RNA of Kwoniella shivajii, 1896 nucleotides long. RefSeq lists its product as uncharacterized. Lineage: Eukaryota; Fungi; Basidiomycota; Tremellomycetes; Tremellales; Cryptococcaceae. The transcript has 12 exons. The coding region runs from base 1 to 1896 and encodes 631 amino acids. The record is from RefSeq and is a predicted model, not a curated record. Gene Ontology annotation, cellular component: spliceosomal complex.